Penicillium riverlandense is the source of this 2298-nucleotide messenger RNA. RefSeq lists its product as uncharacterized. NCBI's taxonomy places the organism in Eukaryota, Fungi, Ascomycota, Eurotiomycetes, Eurotiales, Aspergillaceae. Bases 1 to 2298 code for a protein of 765 amino acids. The transcript has a single exon. The record is from RefSeq and is a predicted model, not a curated record.
AUGUCGUCGGAUAUUGAAGAACUCCGGCGCCAACUAGCAGAUGCUGAACAACGGCUUUCGGCGUCUCAACAGCAGCUUUCGGCGUCACAGCAGCGAUUGUCCAAAACGAACCUUCCCACGUUUCUCGAUGGCCUUCAUAAACACCUCUUCCUCGGCCUUGAGGUCCAGCCGGACGAGAGCCAGUCGACGCGUGGGGAUCCCGCAAAUGCGACCAACAAACUUCGCCCCCGAUACCUUAGGGCCUGGGACACAUUCACGAGCGAACAAGAGGAAAUUUGGCGACUGCUGAUGGAGUCUUCGCUCAUUGAAGAUAAAUUAUUCACUUCGCUCCAUACCUUGGAGGAGAUGGGUGAAAGCAUUCGCCGGCAGCUGAUUGGCUCAGAACUUGACCUGAAUCACUUUCUACGCCAGACCGUUGAGGACCACGUUUCGAAGAUCAUCGAAGAACUUUACAAGGAUCCGGCCCUUCGGCAAACAUUCGGACUAAGAGGAUCGGUCCGUUUUGAAAACCAUUCCAAUACGUUGAGCCCGGAAGAGGAACUAGUAGAAGGGUUACGGAGCGUGGAUAUUCGCGGUCGCCCUACGCGACGACGUUCGCCUCGUUUAGCUGAGCGCGAAGAAAGGGCAUCGAGCGCGGCCACCUGCAAACCGAAGACACCACCGCCAGUCCGAACCAAGAGGCCCCGUGCCGAUCAGUUUUGUGUUUACAACAUUCCAAACGAGAUCUCUGAAUCUACACAUCGCGUCGCUGCCUACAUCAAAGAAUACAAAUCCCCGCACAAAGUGACGCUGGGCCAUAUAUACGAGGGAUUGGGGGACAUGGACGUUGAUGAAGUGAUUCAGGAGAAGGAUGAUGAACCCUCUAAAGUUCGGUUCCAGCGAGCGCUUGUCGGACUCCUUUCGCAGCCAUUUGACUAUAUGGUCCGUGCUCGUACGCAGGUAGGAGUUUUUACCACAGGCGAAGCAGAUAUCUACCUGCGGAUUGGUGAGGACCCUUCCACACUUUUUUACCACCUUUCCGUUCCAAAGGGUGACGUUGGGCAUGAAACUGGAUGGGAUCCCUAUUCAGACCGCCCAAAUCGUUUACAUUUGACUGCGGUGGGUCAAGCUCUCGCUUUUACCCUCCAAGCUCUUAAGUUACGUCCCCGAAGCCAGGCUUGGGGACUGCAAGCAACAAAUACGUUGCCAACAUGGGAAAUUGUACCUGCGGACAUUCUGGAUGAUAUCUCCGAUCAGGAAGUGCCUUCUUCUGAAUAUCGUCCGCCAAAAUCAGAAGAAUUUCUCCGAUCGUCUCCGAUACAACUACGCCGCCGGAGACGCAAACCCAGCACGAGUGAUUGUCGACCAUUACACGCCCAUAACACUUCUGAUGAGGAUGAUGACCCUCAUACACCUAGCCGGAAUCCACACGUUUCUCGGAAGGUUAAUCGGAGCCAACCAGUAUUGGCCAGCCAAACAUCCACUACGGCUGGACGAAGCUCCUUCUCCGAGGAGAACCAUCGCCGAUACUGCACGUUGAAGUGUCUAAGCGGAUUGGUACAUGGAGGGGAAUUAGGGGAGUUAGAUCAGGCUUGCCCUAAUGUCCGUGAUCAUGGUCACGGAACAACGCGUCAUGUUAUCAACGCAAAAACGUUCGUCCGCAAAUUGCAACGGCAGCUCGCUGAGACUGUCAAUGCAGAUUGUGAGGUCAUGGGAAUCCACGGUUCUCGAGGCGCCCUGUUGAAAGUGACUCUUUCAUCACACGGAUACACUGUGCCCGCGAAGUGCACCGUGUCGGAGUUCCGUGAUCACCUCCGACAUGAAGCAGCUGUAUACGACCAACUUCGUCCAAUUCAGGGCAUAUACAUCCCUCUCCACCUCGGAAGCAUUGACUUGGCUCAUCCCUAUAGCUACGACGGGAUUGCUUAUCUCGAACAUAUGAUGCUAUUGAGCCCAAGCGGGCAAUCUCUGGACCUAGCACUCAGGGAAUUGGGCCGAAUUUGUCUCGUUUCCAAAUUGACAGAGUCUCUAUCAGCGAUACAUACCCGACAUGUCGUUCAUAGAGACCCGGCUCCGAGAAAUUGGUCGUACAAUCCGGAAAGCAAAAAUGUGGUGUUUUUCGAUUUUGAAAGAGCUAAAAUUAUCGAGCCCCGUCCGAUUUUAGGUAUGAUUUCACCGAACCGCAAACGCAAAAGGAUUGAACAUGGUGGCCUGGAUAAGAAGCAUCGGGGUACAGGAUUUGCGGAGGAAAUAAACAAGGCAGUGCAUGAGCUGCGGUGCUUGCGUGUACAGCCAUGGAACCAGCAGAACCAGUCAUAA